Molecule: messenger RNA, 243 nt
Organism: Lymnaea stagnalis (great pond snail)
Lineage: Eukaryota; Metazoa; Mollusca; Gastropoda; Lymnaeidae
Source: the annotation of a GenBank genome assembly
GGUCGCAAUGUUGCUUUACGGCAGUUGGCGACACAGUCCAGUCAGUAUACAGGAAUACCAGGCCUGAACACAAACGCUUCAAACGCUGUCGAUGGUGACACUAGUCCUUACCUUCACCAAAACAGCUGCACUCACACCCAGCCUGGUGCCCCUCCCUAUCCAACUUGGACCGUCACCUUCACCCAUCUGUACCUGAUUACUAGAUUUAUUCUCUACAACAGACAGAGUUACACUAGUAUGUGA